This is a messenger RNA of Clupea harengus (Atlantic herring), 2198 nucleotides long. RefSeq names its product repulsive guidance molecule BMP co-receptor a (gene rgma). Gene Ontology annotation, cellular component: plasma membrane. Gene Ontology annotation, biological process: BMP signaling pathway. NCBI's taxonomy places the organism in Eukaryota, Metazoa, Chordata, Actinopteri, Clupeiformes, Clupeidae. The transcript has 3 exons. The coding region runs from base 1144 to 1881 and encodes 245 amino acids. Gene Ontology annotation, molecular function: coreceptor activity. The record is from RefSeq and is a predicted model, not a curated record.
UGUAUGUAUGUCUGUGAUAACUAACAGCAUAUGGGAGCAGUAUAUUCAGAUAAAUGGGACACAGAAUAUCCAUUUAGUUUAACCUACUCAUCAACUAUCUGCACAAGGCGUUGGUUUGAUGAUAUUUCAACACUGCAUCAGUUCCGUAUUAUAUAUGAUACCAGUACUGGAUUUUAGAUCAAUUCGUUCCAACUGUCAGCAAGUUUCAAUUAACUAUGCUACUUGCACUCUGUGUAUGGCGACCUGUACAUAUGAUCUGCAAUUAGGCCUACGCUCAAUUAAUUUGUCAAGAACCGAGAUCCAUAUCUAAACCUUCAAGUCCGUAUAAAAUACCAUUUCAUCAUAAGUAGCCUAAACAAGAGCUGCAGGGAGCAUCUUUAAGGUACGAUUCAAACUGCCAUUGUCAACAUUAACACCCGAUUGUUUCACCAAAAAACAUCACUUUAAAUACAGAUGCAUUAUAAUUGCUGUGUCCGGCGCUUGAAAAUGAUACCCCCUACAAAUGUUCGAGUCGAUUCUGUGAUGCGACGUGUGGCGUUCUGGGAGAGCAGAGGCGUCCCGCAGUGCUGAUCAUUGUGUCUCUCUCACUUUCUAACGAGCCAUUUCACAACACUGAGGAGAGGAAAACAGCUAGCGCUAUCAGCAGCCGCACAUGUGGAGUGGCUGCGUUCCGAACACUCUUCCUUCGGAAGUCUGAGGCAAAACGAAGGAAUACAAGCACAAACAUGAAGAAACCUGGCUCUUUCCAGAAACUAUUGCUCCGGCGCAUUGUGUUUUUUCCAAAAAAUAAUUAGGCUUGUUCACGCGUGAAACGGACAAAUUUGAUUCAACGAGGCGGGAGAAGUGAAAUACCUCCACACCACACAACAUCGGGAAAUAUCAGAGACUUGACGAGGGCUGUUGUGCAUCACAACUACCGACAACUUAUCCUGUAAAAAAUCUCUUUCAUUUUAUGCGCUUUAUCGGGAAUAACAAUACGGGAGAAAAUGCAUUGGAAGCAGCGAUAUUAUCUGCCAAGUUAAGCAACGGGGUUGACACUAAAAUCUGGAUUAUUGGCGAUACUCUUUUAGGCGAACAUAGGAUACGGGCUUCCUCUCACCGUAAGCUUUACCUCGGUCCCGUGGCCAGACGUAGUGCCGGUCGAUGGUGAGGGGAUCCAUGCCGUCUCAAAGGGAGAGGAGAGGAGCGCUGUCCCGUGCUGGAUGGAUGGUUAUGGGGAAAGGAGCAGGACCUUCGGCGCUACAAGUCGGCAAGAUCCUCGCUGUAUUUCUUUAUAUCUUUCCUGCAGUGAGCCUGCAGUGUAAGAUCCUCAAGUGCAACUCGGAAUUCUGGGCUGCCACGACCGGUUCGGAGCCUGAGGCGGAUGUGGAGUUCUGCACGGCGCUGCGGGCUUACAGCAGCUGCGUCCGCCGGACCGCCCGGACCUGCCGCGGUGACCUGGCCUUCCACCUGGCCCAGCAUGGCAUCGAAGACCUGAUGACUCAGCACAACUGUUCCAAGGAGGGCCCCACAUCCUCCCCCCGCGUCCCACUCCCGGCGCCCCCUCACCAGCCGCAGCCGCAGCCCCAGCCGGACGUAAACUCGGACGGGCCGGAGGUGUGCCACUACGAGCGCAGCCUGCCGCGCCACUCGUCACCCCCCAACUACACCCACUGCGGCUUCUUUGGGGACCCGCACCUGCGGACGUUCACAGACGACUUCCAGACGUGUAAGGUGGAGGGCGCCUGGCCGCUCAUCCACAACAAGUACCUGUCGGUGCAGGUGACCAACACACCUGUCAUUCCCGGCUCCUCCGCCACCGCCACCAGUAAGGUGAGAACGAGUCCCUUUUGUUCCUCUCUCCUCCCUUUUCAGCUCUCAGGCUUUUGUGUCGCUUGUUAAGAACAUAUAAUAAAGAAUAGUGUACAUUUUCCCUGGAGCCAGAGCGUGUAGAGAUCUAAAGGCUGGUGUUGCACUUAGCAUUGUAUUGGGAUUUUUUGGCAGGUAUUGGGUUAAUGAAGUCUCAGCAGCUAGAGCACGCAGUGGAGGAGGGGAGGGAGGACUGUGAGUUUGGACUCUGGUUAAUAUUUGGAUGGCCUCCAUGGCCGAUGAAGACGUGAUAAACAGAGCAAUUGAUGAUGCUGCGAUAAGCCUAGCUUUUUUUUCCAGCUGUGGGAAUGCCAGUAUCAAAACAGCAGUAAUAAGUCAGAAUGUUACCA